AUGAACUACGACGGCACAGGAGGUGCAGUAGCAUUUGUGCGCUGGACGGAGAAGACUGAAGCUACUAUCCGCAUGAGCAAGUGUACUGCGGAUCAACAAGUCGCCUUUGCUACUGGAUUGUUUGUCGAUGAAGCUCUGACUUGGUGGAACUUGCAAGCCCGAACUUUGGGCGAUGAUGCCGCUUAUGGCUUAGCUUGGGAUGAGCUGAAGGAAAGAAUGAGAGAGAAGUAUUGCUCUUGUGCUGAACUCCAAAGACUGGAAACGGAGUUCUGGCACUUGACCAUGGAAGGUGUUGAUAUUAAUGGUUAUACUCGAAGGUUCCACGAUCUGUCUAAAGUGCUUCCCUACAUGGUGACUCCCGAAUUCAAGCGUUUUGAACGCUACAUUUGGGGACUGGCUCCAGAUUUUCGCGGCAUGGUAACUUCGGCCAAACCUCAAACAAUCACUGAGGCGGUAACUAUGGCUGCCAACCUUACUGAAGAUUGUGUUCGGAGGAAGAGGUUAACACUAACCUCAACUGGAAGGACCGAGACGCAUGCUAAGUCAUCUGGUGACAAGUAG
Molecule: messenger RNA, 561 nt
Organism: Helianthus annuus (common sunflower)
Lineage: Eukaryota; Viridiplantae; Streptophyta; Magnoliopsida; Asterales; Asteraceae
Exons: 1
Coding region: 1-561 (186 amino acids)
Source: RefSeq, a predicted model, not a curated record